AAUGCAGAUUUAUAUUCAAUUUUAUGCAGUGAAAGACUGCAGUGGGGAAGUGUAGAAUAAUCAGUGUCAUAAUCCUAAUAAUGAAUACUACUUUGAUUUGUAGUUUCACAGGCUUGCUAGAGACAAAUAGUUAAUUUAUGCUUUCUUCUUGAUGAAAUUUUAUAUUUUUCUUUAAGCAAUUUUUCCUUAUGCUAGAGAGAAUCUAAGUGACUUGAAAAGGUUCAUGUUCAGAUGAUUUAUUUUUUUUAAAUUAGGCAAGCUCCCCUUGACUUUGCUGCAUGUCACACAAUAUGAGGAUAGAGCUGGAAUUUUCUUUAGUAGUUGUUUAUACUACAUUAGGUUAAUGGCUGGCACUAUAAAAGUUGGUAAAGUAAUGCCUAAUUUUCAUAUCCUUUCAUGUGGCUCUGCAAAAUGAGAUAUUCCUGCCAUAAAUGGAAGAUGAAAGGGUUUCCGCUCAUAAAGAACCAGGGAAAGUUAAAUCUGUUGUGCACGGAGAUGAAACUUGACUAGGUGUGUAAAAGUUGGAUUUACAGUGCUAAUGAGUGCUUAUCCUAAAUUAAACGUGGCCUGGGGUGUGCAGUGUGGCUUUCUGCCCCUGAAAAGCUAGCCUGUGUUUGUUAAUUACCCAUCACACUUACAGGAUGAACCAGAGCUUCUUUUUCUACAUAGGGUGCAAGACUGAACAGACUCUUUGUAAUUCCUGAGUUUUACUUGAUCUCUGCUUCCCCUGGGGCAUCUGCAUCUAAGUCCUGGAAAACAAGAGAUGUGUGCUUUAGAAAAAUAAAACUACAAGCAGUGUUUCCUUGUAGAUGUUCAUAUUUUUGCAAUCACUGUACCUUGUUUCUCUCCACAUAAUCUCAUAUUUAAUGAUUUGUAAUUUAGAGUGCUACAGCUGACGAGGUCCUUGCUUUGUGAAUCAUUGUAAGAAUCACAGGCUGAGAAGUCUUCUGAAUCACUGCCUAAAAUUCAAAAAAUAAGUUAAAAGGGUCUGAAAUAUGGGAGGCUUUGGCUAAUGUGCUCAGGUAAUUAUUUGGCUUUCAGCACUGUAAUUUCAGAGCCUUUUGCUGCCAUUAAUACUACUGCAAUUUGAGGAAGUACUUUUCACCCCCAGGAGAGUGAGGAUUGAGUUAAAGAUUAGGUUUCAGCCCUGUCUGCAAGCUUUGAAUGUAAUUUUCUGGUGGCGCUUAUUUUCAGACCAAGAAUUGUUGGCUUUUUUUUCUUUAAUGAUGUUCUCCAUGUCCUUGUUCACAGUGUUAUGGGAACAGUGCAGCAUAAUAGGAAUGGGAUGAGAAUUUGAGCAGCUCUAGUACGACACUGCUUUAACUAUUGCACCAACCAGUACAAACAAUAAUCCCAGGAUGCUAUGUUAAAUUAAGAGGAUAUCACAAAAAAGUCAAGGAGAACUGAUAGACAAAAGAACCGUGCCUGAAUGGAGCUUAAAGGGCCACAGAUGAAAGAAAGAACAUGAACAUUUCUGAAGGUGUGAGAUGUGGCUGGCAGUGACCUCCUUACCUCAGUAAUAAAGAAGAGUUUUUCUACAGUAGCUUAGGAUAUCUUUACUUCAGCUUCUUAAUAUCCUAACUGGAAUGGUGCUCUGACAACAAUUCCCCAUAAUAAAGCACUUACCCUACUAGAGAACAGUAUUUCUUUCUCUGCUGAUAAUGUAACUCAAUGGCGGAAAAGGAUGUUUUGAUAAGCAUGCCUGAAGAUCGCUCCUUUCACGUGCGAUACAGGAUGGAGGCUUCCUGCCUGGAGCUGGCUCUGGAGGGCGAGCGCCUGUGCAAGGCAGGAGAUUGCCGGGCUGGCGUGUCUUUCUUUGAAGCUGCUGUGCAGGUUGGAACUGAAGAUUUACGAACCCUGAGUGCUAUUUACAGCCAGCUGGGCAAUGCCUAUUUCUACCUGCAGGAAUAUGCAAAGGCCUUGGAAUAUCAUCACCACGAUUUAACUCUUGCAAGGACAAUUGGAGAUCAACUGGGAGAAGCUAAAGCCAGUGGGAACCUGGGCAACACCUUAAAGGUACUUGGGAAUUUUGAAGAAGCUAUUGUUUGCUGUCAGAGACAUCUGGAUAUUUCCAGAGAACUUAAUGAUAAGGUUGGAGAAGCAAGAGCACUGUAUAAUCUGGGAAAUGUAUAUCACUCCAAAGGGAAAAAUGUAGCUAAUGCUGGAACCCAUGAUCCAGGGGAACUUCCAGAUGAUGUGAAAAAUGCUUUACAGAAAGCUGCAAAGUAUUAUGAGGAAAACCUGUCAAUAGUAAAAGAGCUGGGUGACAGAGCAGCACAAGGACGUGCCUAUGGAAAUCUGGGAAACACACACUAUCUUCUGGGCAACUUCAGGAGUGCAGUUUUAGCCCAUGAACAGCGUCUCCUCAUUGCAAAAGAAUUUGGUGAUAGAUCAGCAGAAAGAAGAGCAUACAGCAACCUUGGAAAUGCCUACAUAUUCCUGGGGGAAUUUGAAACUGCUGCUGAGUACUACAGGAGGACACUGCAGCUGGCUCGGCAGUUGAAGGACAGAGCUGUGGAAGCACAGGCCUGCUACAGCCUGGGGAACACCUACACUCUGCUCCAGGACUAUGAGAGAGCCAUUGACUAUCAUCUCAAACACCUUGUGAUUGCUCAGGAGCUACAUGACAAAAUUGGGGAAGGAAGAGCAUGCUGGAGUUUAGGGAAUGCUUAUACUGCUCUGGGAAAUCAUGACCAAGCCAUCCAUUUCGCAGAAAGGCACCUGGAGAUUUCAAGAGAGGUAGGAGACAGAAGUGGAGAACUCACUGCCAGACUGAAUCUCUCAGAUCUUCAAAUGGUUCUUGGAUUAAGCUACAGCACAAACAACUCCAUGAUGGCAGAAAGCCACGCAGUGGAAAACAGUUUGAAUGGUGGCAGACCAAGAGGACGCCGUUACAGUAUGGAGAACAUGGAACUUAUGAAAUUAACACCAGAAAAGGUUCCAAACUGGAACAGUGAGAUUCUUGUUAAACAGAAACCACUGGUUGCCAAAACUUCAGCAAAACUUCAUUUUGUAAAUCGACUAAAAGGCAAAAAGUACAAAAACGGCACCACCUCCAAAGUUUUGCAGGAUGCCAGUAAUUCCAUUGAUCAUCGACUUCCAAACUCUCAGAGGAAAAGCAGCCGUGAGACCAUGGCAGAUGAAGGGUUCUUUGAUCUGCUGAGUCGGUUCCAGAGUAACAGGAUGGAUGAUCAGAGGUGCUGCUUCCAGGAGAAGAACAGACUCCCAGCUCCUUCAGUGGCAACAUCCUCUACGCCACCUAAAACGAUGAUAAAAUCCUUUUCCACGUCGGCGGUGUCCCCGCACACGGACGAGUUCCUGGAGCUGCUGGCGAGCUCGCAGAGCCGGCGCCUGGACGAGCAGCGCGCCAGCCUGAGCCAGCUGCCCGGCCUGAGGCAGAGCCAGAGCCAGAGCCAGAGCCAGCUGCCCGGCCUGAGGCAGAGCCAGAGCCAGAGCCAGAGCCAGCUGCCCGGCCUGAGGCAGAGCCAGAGCCAGAGCCAGCUGCCCGGCCUGAGGCAGAGCCAGCGCCACAGCCGUGCCCUGCUGAGCCAGCUCGGGGCCAGCACCAACGGCGACCUGGAUGACGACUUCUUUGACAUAUUGAUCAAAUGCCAGGGCUCCAGACUGGAUGAUCAGAGAUGUGCUCCUCCAGGAGCUGCCAAAGGCCCCACUGUACCAGAUGAGGAUUUUUUCAGCCUGAUUUUGCGCUCACAAGCCAAGAGAAUGGAUGAGCAGAGAGUCCACCUACCCUCAGCUGUAAAGGGACCCAAUCCCAGCUGAAGACCCCAGCAGUAUGUACAGCAGCAUCCUAGGGAUCAUUCUGGUUUGCUGGAAAAGCACACUUGCCUUUUUUAAGAUGACUACAGGCAGUAGCUGUGUCUCCUUUCUCCUGAUGUUUCACAGGAAUAGCAGCAGCAUCACACUGGUGAGCAGUAAUUACAAGAGCAGUGUCUGAGGUACUGGUACUGUGUCCCCCUCUUAGUUGCCUCUAGUCUAUCAAAAUGAUUACGACUUUUUUUUUCUGUCAGUUCUCUCAUUGCUCAUUAGUGGAUUCUACCACGGUCUCAAUCUAAUGAAAGACUUCAAUUUUUAUGUUCUUUUUAAAGAAAAUUUGAUUUUUUUUCCCCUGAUUUGUACUUCCUGAAAAAAGUUCUGUUUUCUUUUAUACUUUUUUAAAAAAAUAAUUUUAAAAAGAGAAGAAAUUGCUUUAGUAUUUAGUCUCUUUGCAGGAACAAUUUAUAUAAAAAAUUAAACCGUAGUUUUAAUUCUGUUUAAUAAAAAAUAGUUUUUUCAAGCA
Molecule: messenger RNA, 4297 nt
Organism: Agelaius phoeniceus (red-winged blackbird)
Lineage: Eukaryota; Metazoa; Chordata; Aves; Passeriformes; Icteridae
Source: RefSeq, a predicted model, not a curated record